Molecule: messenger RNA, 388 nt
Organism: Acanthoscelides obtectus
Lineage: Eukaryota; Metazoa; Arthropoda; Insecta; Coleoptera; Chrysomelidae
Source: the annotation of a GenBank genome assembly
CAAGCAGGCACGUCGUGAAUAACAGGUGCAAAAACGAGAUACCACAAAGUUUAAAAACAAGACACCUGCCAGUACUGUAACGAGAAUGAAUAGUACUGUUGGUGCCAUUGUUGGGGACCGCGCCAGGGACUAUCAUUCGAGAUCGACGCGAAGUGACCUCGAAGAUUUUGGACUGCCGCUAUGUGGCUCAACGGGACCUUCUCGAAUAAACGAGUACCUGCGAUACGGACUAUAUAAGCCAACGGCCGAGAGAGGGAAGCAGAGUAGAGUGGAGUGAAUGGCGCGACAUAAUAAUUCGUAAAUAAGUAGUCAGACAUAAAUAGUGGUGUACAUAAAUGUUCUAUCAGGUUAAGUUAAAGUUAGUUGUGUUGUGUUUUAAAUAAAUUAG